AUGGAAAGAACUCCAAAUCAAGAUGCACUAUCCUCAUUUGCAGGAGCCCAAGUAAAUGUACAAUAAACUUAGGAAUGUGAACAAAACAUGAGGAGCAAUCAGCCUACUAAUCCAGUCGAAAGACUAAGAGCUGAGUUGAGGAGCAAAAAUAAAGCAUUAAAGAGAUGGCAUAAAAAAGUGGUGAUAAGCAAAGUCAAACGUCAAAUCAACGAUGAAUUGAAAAGUGGGACUCAGAAUCCAUCAUAUAUUACUCAAGCGUUUUCCGUAAUAUCUUCAGAACAUUCUGAUUUGUCCCAAGAGCUGAAUGAAAAGAUAAAGCGCCUUCAACACUAUUGCUUGCUUGAAGCAAUCUUCUUCGUGGGAACUUGGAGCUCUGACGGGUCACCUAAUGGCAAUAAGCCAAUUCCAAGUUGCUAAAUCCUACAAAAAGGAUGCGCUUUUAACAAUUUGGAGUUAACUUGUCAAGAUUAGGUGGCCCGUCAGAGCUCCAAGUUCUCGCGAAGAGCCUGCAUCAAGGCAAACAAUAGUGGUGAAGGCGCUAUAUUAGAUUUAUACACUGAAUUUAAAAUGGAGGAUAAAUAA
Blepharisma stoltei is the source of this 582-nucleotide messenger RNA. The record is from the annotation of a GenBank genome assembly. Lineage: Eukaryota; Ciliophora; Heterotrichea; Heterotrichida; Blepharismidae.